UGAUACCGCGUGUGUUUGUGUAACAUGUUAAGAAAUGCAUGUCCUUUAAUGCAAUGACAGAAGCGCCUCCAUGGCGGGACAUAUGAAGAAGCAGUUCAAGGACGCAUUGAAGAUCAUCAGCUCGGGUAGCCUUCUGUUUGCCUCCUACCUCACUGCAUUGGGAGAUGAACGUUUCUAUGCCAAUCAGCUGAUGCCCCUGCUGCAAAGGUGUGUGGGGGCAGAGACGGCGCAUGUGUUGGCAGUGAAGAUGAUCGGUCUGGGGCUGGUUCCUCUGAACCGCUACCAGGACCCCGCAUCAUUGGAAGUGAAAGUCCUGGGUUUAAAGUUCAAAAACCCAAUUGGGAUUGCGGCGGGCUUCGAUAAGCACGGAGAGGCCGUCGAUGGGUUGUACAAGGUCGGAUUCGGCUUUGUUGAAGUGGGCACAAUCACUCCCAAACCUCAGGAGGGGAACCCCAAACCACGUGUGUUUCGACUCACUACAGACCAGGCCAUAAUUAACAGGUAUGGAUUCAACAGCUGUGGUUUGGCCGAAGCUCAACAGAGGCUGAAGGCCAGGGGCGACACACAGCAACAGCAAAGUAAAGCUGGCUGUCCCCUGGGCAUCAACCUUGGGAAGAACAAGCUGUCCCAUGACGCAGGAGCAGAUUACUUGGAGGGGGUGCGGGUGCUCGGCCCGCUGGCUGACUACCUGGUGGUCAACGUCAGCAGUCCCAACACGCCGGGUCUCAGGGAUCUACAGGGGAAGGAAGAGCUGCACCAACUCCUACAAACG
This is a messenger RNA of Notothenia coriiceps (black rockcod), 772 nucleotides long. RefSeq names its product dihydroorotate dehydrogenase (quinone), mitochondrial. Gene Ontology annotation, biological process: 'de novo' pyrimidine nucleobase biosynthetic process; pyrimidine ribonucleotide biosynthetic process. The annotation marks the transcript as partial. Gene Ontology annotation, cellular component: cytoplasm; mitochondrial inner membrane. Gene Ontology annotation, molecular function: dihydroorotate dehydrogenase activity. The transcript has 5 exons. NCBI's taxonomy places the organism in Eukaryota, Metazoa, Chordata, Actinopteri, Perciformes, Nototheniidae. The record is from RefSeq and is a predicted model, not a curated record.